This is a messenger RNA of Notothenia coriiceps (black rockcod), 1483 nucleotides long. It is a transcript of the gene hp1bp3, whose product is annotated as heterochromatin protein 1, binding protein 3. NCBI's taxonomy places the organism in Eukaryota, Metazoa, Chordata, Actinopteri, Perciformes, Nototheniidae. The record is from RefSeq and is a predicted model, not a curated record. The coding region runs from base 1 to 567 and encodes 188 amino acids. The transcript has 4 exons.
AUGUAUGGCUGCUACAUGGAGUGUCUGGAUGACACGUUGUCAGCUCCUGUAAGCAAGAGUAGAAAAAGUCCGAAGAGGCCUCCACCCAAGGCUCGCCGCCCCCCACCGGCCAAGAAAUCUCGGAGCCCCAGCCUGUCAAAAGCUAAGGGCAGGGGACGGACCCUUGCCAAGAAGUCUCCGGCCAAGAAAGCGGUGUCUUCAGCCAAGAGACGAGGGAAUAAACCAGCACCCCCUAAGAAGGAAACCCAGACGCCAGUUAAAGCCACGCCCGUCAAGAGAGGAGCUCCUGCAACAAAGCCCAAAACACCAGCGGUUAAAAAGUUGGCCAAGCGGGGGGCCAAACGACCCGCUUCCAGAGAUUCGUCCCCUGAGGAGGCGGUAGUCACGAAGGAGACAACAAGGUCCAGACGAUCUAAGCCUGAAGAGUCUUCUCCUAAGGAGCCGGCGGUUAAAAAGCCGGCAAACAAAAGGCAGCCUGAGCCUGAACCUACAAAAGGGCCCGCAGCGAAAAAGGGGGUGAAGGGCGGUAAGCCGACCACUCGUAAGUCCAAGAGAGGGAAAAACUGAGCCGGCGCCGCCUUCCACGAACUGAGCUGCUCUGAAUAUGCAGCCGCUUCGUUUCAGUGCUCUCUCUUUUGACCAUGUUCUCCCCUUUUUAACAGGGCAGUAGUUUUUUUUUUUUAUUUCUAUUGUAGAAUAAGAACGUUAUCCUACCAAGUUUACUGUACGUUGAGUUUCCUAAAUUUCAUUUUUUAAUCACCAUGUGUAGAGAAAGCUCAGUAAGUGUUGCUGUUAAAACAGAUCAGCUGCCAGAUCGGGAAACAUAGCGAGGUCCAAUAAUCUGUAACUAGAGCCAUUUAGUAACUAUCAUUUUUAUAUCUGUUCCUCAUGUAUUCAUUAGCCGUUGGCAGUACGAGUUCCUAUCAAAUGAAGUGAGAUAUUAGUGUUUUGGAUGGUUGCAAAAAUUACAUUUGAGGUUAAAAUGUUGGUUCGAAACUGUUCCUAAAGACAUUCAUAUUUUAUAAAACACAGAUUCUAUGGUUGUAUUCCUGUGUACUGGGAGUAAAUGACAAUAUUUUUUGUCCGUGCAGUACUACAUUAGAUUUAAAAUUGUAUCGACAUUUGUUCUUAAAAUAUUUUUUAUUAUUAUGAAUAAUGAUUUGAUGUGUUAUUUAACAAAAGAUUGCCCCAACAAAAGAUUAGGCUUGCAGGUGACAUGUUAAAAUACAGAUGAUAAAACACUAAGUUAGUUUUCAUUUCAUACACAUAGGAGAAAAUGUCUUUUUUGAUGUGUGUGUAAACGAGCAUAUACAUGAAUUGAUUUAAUUGCUUCACAGCUGUAAUUCAGUAUCCAACUGUAAGAAAUGUGUCUUGUGAGUACGAACAAGGAGGACAAUAGCUCAUACAUACCCUGCAUGCAUGUAUUCCUUGUGUUGUUAAGCUUUUUUUCCAAGUCAUUAAUAAAAUGGCUAUAUUUGUAAAA